CUCCAGGUCCGCGCCAUAUUUUCCGUACAGCCGUAAAUGUCUUCGUGUGUUUAUGAUUGCCAAAAACCAAAGCCCACAUUUAAUAUCUCUUACCUGACGCGCCCAUCACUUGUGCUACAACCCUUUAGCACAAGCCUGCGGCAACGACAGACAAAAUGUGGAUUUAGGUUCCUGACGGAGGGCGAAACAAACAACGCUUGCUGACUUCAGUCCUGUGGAUAAUGAACAUGAUGCAUCCAAGAGUAUGGAGAGCUCUGUUUAUCAUGACCGUAUUACACCACCUCGGGAUGGCAGGCAAAUACGGCUGUUUGUUUGAGAAGAGGCUGUGCUCCAGGGAGCAGUUUUGCUCUGACGACAGGCUCUUUGGGCAGUGUCGGAGCUCCAGACAUGAUCAGGUUCAGUACCAGGUCUCUGUUCCUGUUCUUCAAAGGCUACAGGAAGUGCUCAAGCAGUUAAUGAUUCAGGGAUUCUCCUGGCAGAAUGACAUCACCCAGCACAUCAUUGCUAAAGAGCUGAGUCGUAUUCCUCACACGCGCACACAAAAGACCCAGAAUGCACAGUCAUCACAGCCCGCAGCAAAGAAGGGUUACACUAACUCUGAACCUGGACCAGCUCAGAGUUAUAUGGACUAUAUGAUCUUAGACCCCCAUCAGUCCUCCUCGCUUCGGAUGCAGGCCCUGCCUAUGGACCCAUAUUCAUAUCUACAGGAUGACAUGACCCAUUCUCUCCAUCCUCACACCAGUGUGGGGGGAUACCAGCGACCCCCCUCUGGAGCCGGAUCUCAGCAACGAGACAGAGACCGUCAGCUCCUGGAAGAUGCUCUGUCUCUUUAUCUCUCCUCCUCACAACCCUCUUUUCGCCACAGGGGGGCAGCAGCCCUCCCUGCCGCCCCAUACUAUGAAGAUCUAGACUUUCCAUUGGAGUACGGAGAGGACUACACCCUACAGGAGCAACCUAGCUCAUCCCAGCACACUAACAAGAAAGUCCCGCAGGACUACAGCUCUCUCGCUGGUCUUGAUGAUGAAACACUGGCUCAGUUGGGACGUCUGUCAGAGGGUUUUGGGGUGGACCCACGAGACCUGAGCCCUCAGCAAAUAAAAAGACUCACUCUACUGCUACAGCUCCUACAAAACAUGGAGAACACAGAUCGAUCACCUGGGACAGUCGCAGUUAAAGAGACGAUUGUAGAAGGUAGUGACAAAGUGACCCAAAAAGGAGGCAAAUCCACAUCACCUGUCUCAGCUUUGCCCUCUACCCCAACAUACCAGCGGGCCUCCACUCCGGCCCCAUCCACACCGGAUCCUGUGACCGUGCCUAAGAAAGAUGGUGAGAGCACACUGGGACCCACGCUGUCAGCAAAAGAUUUGGAUUUGAAAGAGAAAACAGACAGUGUCUUAAAAUCAGCUAAAGAUGGAGCAAACAGCAGGGAGGAAUAUGGCUACAUUGUCACUAAUCAGAGUCCUUUAAGUCUAUAUGAUGGGGUGAAGCUCUUAGAGCGUCUGGCCGAGCGAAUUCAUCUCUCCACGAGCAGUUUCAUCAAUAUAAGCGUGGUGGGUCCAGCCCUGACAUUCAGGAUCAGACAGAACGCUCUCAAUCUCAGCGCUGAGGAUGUGGCCAGUAAAGCAGUAGCCGAGAAGAAUUUCCUAGAGGGAGAGACGGGUUUGAAAAUCAUCCAGACUGGAGUUGGGGAGAGGAGCGAGGGGCGCGGCCUGCCCCAGGCCACACGGGUAGGGGAGGGCUCGCGUGGAGUCGUGCUCACAAUGGUCGCCAUGGCAUGUGUGGGCACGGUGUUGUUGGUCGCCUUGGCGAUUGCCUGUCUCCGUCACCACGCCCGUCAGUUGGCCUCGGGCAAAUUAGGUCUGGGACCAGAAGCCGGAGCAGAAACUCACUUUGAUUACCAGGAACUAUGUCGUCAGCACAUGGCGGCCAAGUCAUCGUUCACCCGUACGGAGGCCGGCGGUCGACGGGGGACCGACACGUCUCGAGUCAGCAGUGUGUCGUCUCAGUUCAGCGACGGACCGCAGCACAGCCCCAGUUCUCACAGCAGCACGCCGUCCUGGAGUGAAGAGCCUGCUCAGUCCAACAUGGACAUCUCAACCGGACACAUGAUACUGGCUUAUAUGGAGGACCAUCUGAAGAAUAAGGACCGUUUGCAGAAAGAGUGGGAGGCUUUGUGCUCAUACCAGGCUGAACCGAGCUCCGUCUCCGUCAGCCAAUCUGAAACCAACAUGGAGAAGAACCGCUAUCCUGACUUUGUGCCCUAUGAUCAUUCCCGUGUGAAACUAAAGGCAGAGACUAACCCCUCCAAAGAGGACUACAUAAAUGCCAGCAUUAUAAUUGACCAUGAUCCACGCCUGCCUGCUUAUAUCGCCACUCAAGGACCUUUGCCACACACUAUUGCUGAUUUCUGGCAGAUGGUUUGGGAGAAUGGAUGUACUGUAAUAGUCAUGAUGACAGCUCUAGUGGAGGAUGGAGAGAAACAGUGUGAACGCUAUUGGCCUGAUGAAGGAUCGUCUCUGUACAACAUCUAUGAGGUGAAUCUUGUGUCUGAACACAUCUGGUGCAAGGACUUCUUGGUUCGUAGUUUCUACUUAAAGAACAUUCAGACUCAGGAGACGCGGACCCUAACCCAGUUUCAUUUGCUGAGCUGGCCUGCGCAGGGCAUUCCUUCCUCCACACGACCUCUGCUGGACUUCCGCAGGAAAGUUAACAAGUGUUACAGAGGACGUUCUUGCCCCAUAAUUGUGCACUGCAGUAAUGGUACUGGAAGAACUGGCACAUACAUUCUUAUCGACAUGGUACUUAACCGCAUGGCGAAAGGCGUGAAGGAGAUCGAUAUUGCCGCAACGUUGGAACACAUUCGUGAUCAGAGACCAAGUAUGGUACGCACUAAGGACCAGUUUGAGUUUGCCUUGACAGCUGUGGCAGAAGAAGUGAAUGCCAUUCUGAAAGCCCUUCCUCAGUGAGCCACCCUGCCAGCGUUGCCAGGUCCGCAGCCUUUCAGCAGACUUCUGAAUUGGGCUACUUUUAAACUAUCUGCAGGUUGAUGUGUUUCUGCAGGUUAGAGAUGGAAAGGUUUUGUACUUGUUGGUAUUUGGGCUGUGAGUAGUCAUUGGGGUGCUUUUGGACUGAGUUUGAAUGGCCAUUAGGCUGGUUUUGAUAAGCGGAUCUGGCAACCCUGCACACCGUGUCUCUUUUACAUCAUUUCCGCUUACAUGCUUCUCUUCUGUCCAUCUUACAUACUUUAAGGGGAUAGGUUAACCAAAAAUAAACAGUUAUUUAUUCAUCCUCAUGUGCUUUAAAACCUGUGCAUGACUCAACACAAAAGAUAUUUUAAGAAAUGGUUUUGUGUUCAUACUGUGGAAAUCUAUUGGUGUCCAUUUCAAAUCUGUCUGUGAGUAACCAACUUCUAGCCAAAAUAAACUUGAAUUUGGAUAUUUUGCCAAAAUAAUUUGCAAGAUAUAUGAUAUUCCAAAGUCAGUCAUACAGGUUUGGAUUAGUGAUGGGUUUUGAUUCAAAUUUCAAGAAUCUAUUCGAUUCCGAUUCUCAAGAUCUUGAAUCGAUUAUCAUUAUUCGAUUCGAUCUUCAAGAUUUAGAUAAGUGUUUUUGAAAAAAGCUUUUUUCCAGCUGUUAUCUGAAUUACAGUUUUCAAAACAACCGCUUGCUUGCUUAACGUUACUGACCGCCAUGUUCGUUGUUUUAAUGUCCUUCCACAAAUGCGUGAAUUCAGUGACGCGGCAACUUUAAGUUAUUAAGUAUUAACUCGAUCCUCUGAGUUACGGAUCGAUCUUUAGAAAUGAAUAUGAAAUCGAUUCAGAAUUGGUGAAUCGAUUUUUUCAACACAGCCCUAGUUUGGAUUGACAUGAAGGUGAGUAAAUAAUAGUUCAAGCUGUGUAAAGUCAUUUCAGAGAAUUAGUAUUAUAGUAUUGCUGAAACACAUAGGGGUGGUUUCCCGGACAGGGAUUAGCUUAAGUCAGGACUAGGCCUUAGUUUAAUUGGGUAAUAUAACUAGUUUUAACAAACAUGUCUUAAUAAAAACAUUACUUGUGUGAAUUUUAAAGCAAAACAACUUGUCAGUGCAAGUUGUUUUCAGUUUUGACAGCUCUUACAUUUAUUUUAGUCUAGGAUUAGUCUAAUCCCUGUCCGGGAAACCGCCCCAUUGACUUUGAACUGAAUUGUGGAGUUAAACAGUUUUACCACAUAUCUGUGUUCAGGAUUUUACAAAAUCUAACACAAUUGCAAGCAUCCAUUCAAGUUGUAGCGGUAUUUAAAAGUUGAGAGAUAGACACAGAGUGCAGCGCGUCAUACCCUGAAAACCACGCCCACCGGGGGGGAAAGCAAUCCAACCGUCUCCAUUGACUUUGUAUUGCAAGAGGCCGCCUCCUUGUCAUUUCUGGCUUAUAACAAAAACUGAAUAAUGCCUAAAAGCUGCUGUGUGACAAUAUGUACAGCUUACAAGCCAAAGAACCCAGAAAUAAGUUUUUAUAAGGUGUCGAGCCAUAAAACCCAGUCUUUAAGGAGAAUAAAGUUGAUCGCCAACUACGUUUCCCCCUAUUGGAUGCAGUUUUACUAAUAGUAGUACUAUGAAAAGUUGCCUGUUUCCAUUUCUGUGUCUUUAAACGCUCGUUUUUUGAAGUCGACAGCUUAUAAAAAUGUUUUUUUUUUUUUUUUUGGCGUGUUAGAUGUACACCUUGUCACACAGCAGCUUCUGUGGGCGUGGUUUUCAAAUUUGCAUAACUGCGCUCUGUCUCUAUACCGGCAGUUUUCCCACGAGUGGGCGUGGUUUCAGCGCUGACAGCAGACACGCCCCCUGCACUUGAGAGUGUUUUUCCAAGAAACUUGUUUUAUUUAUUUGGUGGUUUUCUUAAACAUUCAAAUUUGGCGGUGGUUAAUAACACAUUUUUCUGUGGUGUCACAAACUGAGAACACAUUUAAUAUCGGACUUUACACAGACUAAAAUAAUUUUCAUUUUUGGAUGAACUAUCCCUUUAAGUCAUAUAUGCAAGACCCUAUGACAUUGCUUGAUUAGUGCAGUUUUCUGUCAUGUGUUGAUGUAUUUUCUUUGAUUCAUUGAACAAAAAUCUGUGUAGUGUAAAAUGACUUUUGGUCUGUUUAUCCAAACCAAAAUGUGUGUAAAUUUCAAAAUGAUUUAUCGCUGAAAUAUUAUAUUUUUAACUUAAGCAAAUUUAUGACUGCAAUGCUAACACUUUGAGUCUAAUUUAGAUUUUAUGGGAUCUUAAAAUUUCACUCACUGUCUGUAAAAGGCUAUGAAAGAUUUCUGUAUGCUGGAUUUUACAUGGGCCAAAUCUUCAGUCCUUAUAGAGUUUCAGGGAGAACAAAGGUUUUAUGAGACAUUAUGGCAGUAAUGACUCUGAUGAUAUAGUUUGAUGUUGCAAACGCAGAGUCUCUACAUUUACAUUUUUUGUUUUUCAAAUGCUUUCUUAACUUUGCAAUGUACAGUAUCAUAUACAAAAAAGACGAAAAAUAUGUCUCAUGUAGUCAAGCCUACAUACUGUCAGUGUCUGCACACAAGAGUCCUUUGUUUUGGUGGACGGUAUCACCUGAAGGCACGUGUAAUAUCGUACAAUUCCUGUAAAAUCUCCUUCAAGGCUUUCACAUCCAGUCUAGUCCGGGCAGUCUUUCAUUGUAAAUAAUUCACUGAGAGCUAUCUUUGUCUAUUCCUGUAGCAUAUGUUGGAAAAUGAUCAAAAAAGAGAAAUAUAUGACUAUCAUUUUUAAAUGUUAUAAAUUAAACGUGAAUCUGUGUAGCAGCACCGA
This is a messenger RNA of Misgurnus anguillicaudatus (oriental weatherfish), 5777 nucleotides long. RefSeq names its product protein tyrosine phosphatase receptor type Na (gene ptprna). Gene Ontology annotation, molecular function: protein tyrosine phosphatase activity. NCBI's taxonomy places the organism in Eukaryota, Metazoa, Chordata, Actinopteri, Cypriniformes, Cobitidae. Gene Ontology annotation, biological process: insulin secretion involved in cellular response to glucose stimulus; protein dephosphorylation; regulation of secretion. Gene Ontology annotation, cellular component: secretory granule; synapse. The record is from RefSeq and is a predicted model, not a curated record.